AUGGGUCUCACUGACGCAAGCCUCCCUAUCCUGGAGAAGUCAGAGGAGGCGAUCCUGGAGUCGAGAGUGUUGAUUAUUAUGACUGGCGGUACAAUUUGCAUGCAGCAGUCACCACAUGGAUUCAUUCCCGCCCGAGGAUUCCAAGAAAAAUGCAUGGCGCGAGUUCCGUCGUUCAACGAUGGUUCGUUGUCGACUCCGAUGGACGUCAUCACCAACUCCAAGGGCGACGUCGUAGCGCACCCUAGCUUGAGUACCCCAGUGACGACCUAUGGCCGUAAAGUACGGUACACGGUCUAUGAGUUCGAAGAGCUUCUUGACAGCAGCUCCAUCAACGCGAAAGGUUGGGCUGAGAUCGCGCAGUCCAUCUAUCAGAACUACACGCUGUUCGACGGUUUCGUCAUCUUGCACGGCACAGAUAGUUUGGCGUACACUUGCUCUGCAUUGAGCUUCAUGCUUCAGAAUCUCGGAAAGCCCGUUGUGCUCACGGGAUCUCAGGCCCCAAUGCUGGAACUCCAAAAUGACGCGACGGAUAAUCUGCUUGGGUCAUUGGUUGUGGCGGGUCAUUUCAUGAUUCCCGAAGUGUGUUUGUACUUCAACAAUAAGUUGUUUCGGGGUAACCGGACGACCAAAGUUUCUGCAAGUGAUUUUGCGGCUUUUGAUGCCCCGAAUUGUCCCCCGUUGGCUAUGACCACGUCGAUGCGGACCAAUGUGAAUUGGGACAUGGUGCACCGACCCACGAGCCUGGCGCAUUUCCGGAUCCAGACAAAUUUGGACACGACUCAUGUCGCGUGUCUUCGUAUUUUCCCUGGUAUCAAGCCGGAGAUGGUGGAUGCUGUGUUGAAGCUGGAUGGGCUGCGCGGUCUGAUCUUGGAGACUUUCGGAGCUGGCAAUGCGCCAUCUGGACAGGAUAAUGCUAUGAUUAACGUAUUGGCCAGCGCCAUCCAACGAGGAAUUGUGAUUAUCAACGUCACUCAAUGUCUCACUGGCAGUGUCAGUCCUGUGUAUGCCACCGGCAUGAGUUUAUCGCGAGCAGGUGUUGUGGCUGGUCUUGACAUGACCACCGAGGCCGCACUGACAAAGCUCGCUUAUUUACUCGCUUUGCCAGAUUCCACCCCGGAGUCCGUUGCGCAGAACAUGUCGAUCUCCCUUCGGGGCGAGCUGACCGAAUCAUCUGUUCCGGUGUUCCGCCAUCCCGACGGGGUGCUGCCCGAGCGCGUACAAACGCUCACCGUAAUGGGUUACGCCAUCGCACAGGGCGAUCUCGACAAGGUCAAAACGAUCAUGAAGACAGAACAGCACUGGCUACUGAACGACGCCGAUUAUUCCGGCAACACACCCAUGCACUUGGCGGCCACAUCUCCCGCCAUCUCUAUACUCCACUUCCUUCUCUCACAGGGUGGAUCUGUCCAUCUACGCAAUCGCAACGGUCGCACACCACUAUUCCUGGCUGCGAACUCUGGCCUGUCGGAUCAUGUGCUCCUUCUCCGUAAAUCCGGAGCCCACUUGCACUCAGGCGAGAGGCCCGCUGCUGAGCUCCUAGCUCGUCGCAGACCAGGCGUAUGGGGACUAGCGGGCAUAGACCCCAGAGAAAACAAUCAGCGCGAACUUGACGAGGACGAUAAUGGCGCCGGGCGCAGUCGGACGAUGGCCGGGUCAGCGCCCUAA
This is a messenger RNA of Penicillium odoratum, 1665 nucleotides long. RefSeq names its product putative lysophospholipase. Gene Ontology annotation, molecular function: protein binding; asparaginase activity. The transcript is spliced from 3 exons. Lineage: Eukaryota; Fungi; Ascomycota; Eurotiomycetes; Eurotiales; Aspergillaceae. Bases 1 to 1665 code for a protein of 554 amino acids. The record is from RefSeq and is a predicted model, not a curated record.